CCACGAUUCAGGCCUGAUAAAUUACACGCCAGACGACAAUGAGCCUAAACGUGUGUGAAAUUCCUUUAUUUGUUCACAGCUUGAGACCUGUGUCAAAAUGAAAACAGCAUCUGGAGAAGGAGAAGGGGCGGUUGAGUUUUACACAUGGCAAUGGCAGUCUUAUCGAUGUACCCGGCCUCGAUUUCUCGUCUUGGCGCGUGUACGCACCGAAGAGGCAGCCACCUGCAGUGCGUGCAAAGUGACCAUCGAAAGCCAGCCGGGGGCGGGGCCAAUGGGAGGGCUGGCCCUUGCAUCGUCCUGCCCCUUCUGCGGCCAACCGUAUGCGCCCCUUCGAGCCACGCCUCCCUAUGCUGCCACGACGCCAACACUGAUGCAUGACGCUGUCCAGGCGUCGGUUGGCGGCGCCGGUCGCGUCAGAAGUCAUCGCUCCUCCAGCGAGCCACUGGUGCCUGGAUUUCGUCUUCCACCCAUUGAAUCAGAACAAGAAGAUGCAAGACUAGGAGCUAGACUGAAUCUACUUUUACGACCGGCGUCGCAUCAUUCUCUCGCCCAGGUUUCAAAGGAAGAAGAUUGUCCUGAGGCAUUCCUUAGUGUUGAAAAUCUGUUAACGGAUUUGGAAGGGCGACUCGUCCAACCUCAUUAUCCUACCCGGCACAAAACUAGGGAAGAGUUUCUGCAAGAUGUGCGCCGUGCCCAUCAAACAGAGAACUACACCACGAUUCAGAGGUUCUACAUGCGCUGUUUUGAUACAUUUGCCGAGAUUUGUGCUCUAUUCAAGAUUGACAAAGAUGAAGAUGGAGCCAAAUUAGAAGACCCCGGGCUGAAAAUGGAAUUUAUUUAUUCUGUACAUGACGCUCUCAGAGGUCUGCCUUCAAUUGUACAUAAAACAGUAUUGAAAUCGAUAAUUAAUGCUCUAUUAGAAGAAAACCGUAUAUUGUAUAAAAAGGAUUGUGUUCGUGCCUUAUUCAUUCUAAUACAGAAUCCAGUGUUCGCUUCCCAAUCGACGUACAUGAUAUUCGCCCACCUUAUGCGACAGAUUGUCACUUUGCAAAGCUGUGAUCACAAGUUACUAGUCAACUGGUUCAAAAUCGUCGGACUUGUGCAGCAUUUCGACCUGCUUCUGGAGCAGCUCGACCUCCUUCUCCACAAUGGCCGACAGCAUCUCCAACUUCUGAGGCUCGUCGCUCUUGCUCUGGCAGUCCUUGAUCUUCUGCACUCGCUGCUGUUCCAUGUGCACCAGGUCCCUGAGGAUGCUCUGCGGCAGCUGCAGUCCUGGACAGGAGUUGCUGCUGGUAUUGGGCUCGAUCCUGGCUGGGGCUGGCACUUUCGGCUGACCGCGACGCUUGCAGGAAAUGCGGUGGGCAUGGACAGAGAGGUGUAUGCUCAGGGAUCAAUGGAUGCUGAGGGAUUAAUUGAUGAUGAGGGAUCAAUGGAUGCUGAGGGAUCAAUGGAUGCUGCUGGUGAACUGGUAGAGAUUGGUGGAUGGCUGGAAGAUGGACUGGUCUGCGAUGUAUUAACACAACCUCCUCUUAGCAAAAGCAGAUGGUGGAUUCCCACUGCAACUAAGACGCUCGCUUUGAUCAAUGCCGCAAACAACACAAGUUGGCCGCCACUGUUGGACUACACAGAGUUCUACAACUCGGCACUGGAUCACAUGGAUCUGAUGCAGGAUUACUUCAACUGGCAGAACCCUCAGAGACCAGGGCAGUUCGCCUACUGUCAAUACCCCUUCAUCCUCAGCAUAGUCGCCAAGCGAAUUAUACUCACCAAAGACUCAGAGCAACAAAUGAUUUUGACUGCGAGGAGAUCGCUUGUGGCGAAAGUGGCCCAACACCAGGCUCCCCAAAUCGACAUAUUCUUUCUCAACAUACAUGUCAGGAGGUCGCAUCUAGUAUGUGACUCAUUAAACGAGAUAGCAAGCAAGCAAAAAGACCUGAAGAAGAAGCUGAAGGUGUCUUUUGUGGGUGAACCGGGCCUCGAUAUGGGCGGACUGACCAAGGAGUGGUUUCUGCUGCUGAUCCGGCAGAUCUUUCGUCCGGACUACGGCAUGUUCGUCUAUCAUCCCAACUCACGCAGCUAUUGGCUCAGCACCGAUCAGGCAGGCAACCUGCGCGAAUACAACCUGAUCGGGGUCCUGAUGGGUUUGGCCGUAUACAACUCGAUAAUCCUGGACCUGCGACUGCCGUCCAUCUGCUACCGGAAGUUGCUCUCGCCGCCCGUAGUGCCGCCCGUCGACACUUCCGGUGUGGGAGUGAUCGCCGGCCUCACGGUCACCCAUCUGGCCGAGAUCAUGCCCGACGUCGCCAGGGGGUUGGCUGAACUGUUGGCCUAUGAGGGCAACGUGGAGGAGGAUAUGUGUCUCACGUUUCAGGUGUCUCUAGAAGAAUACGGCGAUGUGAAAACGUUCAAACUGAAGCCUGAAGGAGAGAACAUUACUGUGACGAACGAGAAUAGAGACGAAUAUGUCCAACUGUAUCUGGAUUGGGUUUUGAACACAGCCAUCUACGAUCAAUUUCGAGCAUUCUAUCUCGGAUUUCACAGUGUCUGUGCUUCAAAUGCUCUCAUUAUGCUGAGGCCUGAGGAGGUGGAAAUGCUUGUUUGCGGUUCGCCAACUAUUGAUCUCAACGAACUUAGAAAAGUCACAGAGUAUGAUGGAUUCAAAGCGGACGAUCCCUAUAUUCUUGACUUCUGGGAAGUACUGGAGUCAUUGACAGAGGACCUACAGAAGAAGUUCCUGCUUUUCACGACCGGAAGUGAUAGAGUGCCUGUGGGAGGCAUGGGAGAAAUGACAUUCAAAAUAACAAAACUCUCUAACAAACCAAAUAAUUUGCCAGAGGCACACACCUGUUUCAAUCAACUGGUUCUACCACAUUAUGAAUCACAGGAUAUAUUGUGUGAAAAACUUAUCAUAGCUAUAUCGAAUGCUGAGGGAUUUGGGCUGGAAUGAAAACAAAUCAACCUGUUUUAUAAAAAAUGUUGGAGUUUCUAUAUUUUAUUGAAAACCCCCUGUUUUUCUAAUCUCAUAAUUUCAAUUCAUAUGAAAUAUACAAAGUGUGUCAUUUAGUGAGAUUACAAAAUAAUUACCUUUAGUGAGGUCCACGUUAUAAUGGCAGUGGGGAAAGAUAGGAGAACAACGUUGCCGAUCCUGAAUGUUUUGUCAAUGCCUUCUUGACGGUAGCUGGUACAGGUUUAUUAAUGUAAUAUUGA
Molecule: messenger RNA, 3207 nt
Organism: Nilaparvata lugens (brown planthopper)
Lineage: Eukaryota; Metazoa; Arthropoda; Insecta; Hemiptera; Delphacidae
Product: probable E3 ubiquitin-protein ligase HECTD2
Exons: 19
Coding region: 98-2947 (949 amino acids)
Biological process (GO): protein polyubiquitination
Molecular function (GO): ubiquitin protein ligase activity
Source: RefSeq, a predicted model, not a curated record